AAACUCUAAAACACUUUUUCUCUAGCUCUCUCCUACAAAAGAGAAGUAAAAAAAAAAAAAAAAAAUCUUUUAUUUUUACAUCAGAAGCCAAACAAAUAAGAGACUUUUGUUGUGGCUGUCUUUGCUUAUUAAGCCAGACUCUCUCUAGAAACAAAAAAAUAAGUGAGCUGGGCAAAAAAAAAAAACUAUCCCAAAAGCAACCAACACAUUUCUCUGUCUCUCUUUCUCUCUCUCUCACUCACUCUCUCUUUUGUGUCCAUGGACUUGCAACUGAAACAAUGGAGAAGUCAGCAGCAGAAUGAGUCAGAAGAACAAGGCUCUGCAACUAAGAUAUCAAACUUUUUUUUUGAUCAGAUUCAGUCCCAAACUGCAGCAACUUCUGCUGCUGCUGCUGCUGCUGCUGCGGCUCCUCUUCCUCUCUUUGUCCCUGAACCCACAUCUUCCUCUUCUUUCUCAUGCUUCUCUCCUGACUCUUCCUCUUCUUCUUCCAAGUUCCUCAAGAUAGGAAACUUGUUCAGCUGGACACAGUGGCAAGAACUUGAGCUACAAGCACUGAUCUACAGAUACAUGUUGGCUGGUGCUUCUGUUCCUCAAGAACUCCUCUUACCCAUCAAGAAAAGUCUCAUCCAUCAGUCCCCUAUGCAUUUCCUUCACCAUCCUCUUCAACAUAGUUUUCCUCAUCAACAACCUUCUUGGUAUUGGGGAAGAGGAGCAAUGGAUCCUGAGCCAGGGAGGUGCAAGAGAACAGACGGCAAGAAAUGGAGAUGUUCGAGGGAUGUUGUAGCCGGUCACAAGUAUUGCGACCGCCACAUCCACCGUGGAAGAAACCGUUCAAGAAAGCCUGUGGAAACCGCCACAACCACCACUACAACAACAACAGCCACAACCGCCGCACCGUCUUUUGUCUUAGGGGAGGAGCUUAGUCAUGGUCAUGGUCAUGGACCAAACAACAACCACUUCUUCUCUUCUGGUUCAUCUCAACAUCUCCAACUUAAUCAUCAACAAAGUUGUUCUUCAGAGAUGAAACAAGAAAGCAAUAACAACAGUAACAAUCACAAGAGGCCAUAUGAAGCUCACAAUGGAUUCAGCAAUGGAAGAUCAGACGAUGGUCACAUCUUGAGGCAUUUCUUUGACGAUUGGCCACGGUCAUCUGACUCUGCCUCCAGUCCAAUGAGCUCAUCAAAUUGUCAUCUUUCAAUCUCCAUGCCUGGUAACGGUAACACUCCUUCAGAUGUUUCUUUAAAACUUUCCACAGGCAAUGAAGAAGAAGAAGAGAACAUGAGAAACAACAACAACAACAACAGUGAGAGGGAGCAGUUGAAUUGGUGGAGCAAUGGAGGGAACCAUCAUAACAAUAUGGGUGGACCAUUAGCUGAGGCCUUGAGGUCAGCCUCGUCGACUCCAGGUGUUCUUCAUCAGAUGGGCAUCUCUACUCAAGUCUUUCAUUGAAGAAAAUAUGUAAUCUUUUGUUGCCUACUCUAUGAAUUGUUGUGUUCUUCUUUUUUUUUUUUUGGAUUGGAUUUGUGUCAAAGUUCCUGUUUUGUUUUCCUAGUUUGCUAAUAUAUUUAUGUCUGAAGUUUAAGAAUUUGUAUAAGUAAUGAAACUUGUUUCACAAUCAAAUUA
Molecule: messenger RNA, 1623 nt
Organism: Camelina sativa (false flax)
Lineage: Eukaryota; Viridiplantae; Streptophyta; Magnoliopsida; Brassicales; Brassicaceae
Product: growth-regulating factor 4-like
Biological process (GO): developmental process; DNA-templated transcription; regulation of DNA-templated transcription
Cellular component (GO): nucleus
Molecular function (GO): ATP binding
Source: RefSeq, a predicted model, not a curated record